Molecule: messenger RNA, 1747 nt
Organism: Callorhinchus milii (elephant shark)
Lineage: Eukaryota; Metazoa; Chordata; Chondrichthyes; Chimaeriformes; Callorhinchidae
Gene: cnppd1
Product: cyclin Pas1/PHO80 domain containing 1
Exons: 8
Coding region: 17-1423 (468 amino acids)
Biological process (GO): regulation of cyclin-dependent protein serine/threonine kinase activity
Cellular component (GO): nucleus; cyclin-dependent protein kinase holoenzyme complex
Molecular function (GO): cyclin-dependent protein serine/threonine kinase regulator activity; protein kinase binding
Source: RefSeq, a predicted model, not a curated record
GGUCCCCGCGGCUAAGAUGGCGGACGUGGACGCGCUCUUCAACUCCCGCACCUUCUCCUGCUGCGGCUUCCAGGAGUUCAGCCUUCUCCCCGGCCACCGGAAGCUGACAGAGCGAGUGAAAAAGCGGCUGUACUAUGGGCAAGACAUGGACUGUAACAUGGACGCACUCUCCUGUCCUGUCACUGACAUCGCGGUUGAGCUGCUUCAGAAAUCAGCACCGAGUCCCAUCCGAAAGCUCCGGAAGAAAUACGCCGCUCAUGUGGCCAGGGAGGCUUGUAUCUCGCCCUGUGCUAUGAUGCUGGCUCUGGUUUACAUUGAACGUCUUCGCCAUCGAAAUCCCGAGUACCUCCAGCAGAUCUCCUCCUCCGACCUCUUUCUCAUCUCCAUGAUGGUGGCCAGUAAAUACCUGUACGACGAGGGGGAGGAGGAGGAGGUGUUUAACGACGAAUGGGGCGCAGCGGGAAAGCUGGACGUGCACUCGGUGAACACUCUGGAGAUGAACUUUCUGAGGGCGAUUGACUGGAGCCUCUAUGUCAAUACUCAGGAAUUCUUUGAGCUUCUGAACAGGAUGGAGGGCAGGGUGGCCCAGUCUCAGGGGCUGAAGCGAGGCUGGUUCACAUACACAGACCUGUGUGUGUUACUGGAACAGGCGCCCUGGCAACAAACCUUUGCACAGCUCUCCCAGCACAUUAUCCAGGUGGCCUGUAUGCUGGGUGUCGUGUACCUGACGAGUGUGGCUGGAGUCAUCGCCUGCAGCGCUGUCGUUCGCCAGGCCCUGUGUUCCAGAGACCAAAGCUGUGUCCUCGGCCGCGAGGCUAAGGGAUUCCUCCCGAGGGAGGGAGUGAUCCUGAACCCGGUGGGAUGCUCACAAGCGUCCCCUUCUCUCCCGACGUCUCCGUUCGAAGAUCCCGUAGCCGUGGCCGAGAUUCCAGACUCCUCUUCCGACCUGCGCUGCUGCGUUUUGGAGAACAGCACCAGGAGGAAGAGCCCGGCCAUCGCUGUGACCGCCCUGUGUAUCUGGGGGACGGUCCUGACCUCCUUCAGCUACACCACGGACCCUCGCAACCAGCGCACGGAGCCAGGAAUCCCACUCGAGUCCAUUUCCUGCUCCAGCUGUCGGAAAACACACACAGCCUCUGGGCUGUCAGUGAAGUGCGGAGUGCACAACCAGACGUCCGUCAGUAUCGCCUUCCGCCUCACCCCGCCCGGACUGCUCGCCUCGCUGAGUCCCCACGGCUCGCUCUCACUCUCACUCAACGCCGGGUGCACAAAGACCUGGGAGAACAGUGGGGCAGGGCUGCCCUCCAUUCACAGCGUGGACAGAUUGAUGGACAUGCUGUGCCAGCCUGGCUCGGUCAGGAUGAGGAGGUGCCCCGUGGAAACGGGGUUAAACCAACUCCGGAUGUCCAUCUUACCCAGUUAGGGGCUCGCGGUCCGGUUCUGGACGGGCUUUUUGCUGGUGAACACGGUCAAGGAUAAACGUUUCUGCCGGUGGGAUUUGAAUAAGGAAUUCCAUUUCCAUCUUGCUGCCAAUGGUCACCUUAACUUUACACCCCAGCCAAGCACAAGAGCAGCCAUUGGCGGCUUGUGGGUACCACAGCAAUCCACAAUAUCAGCUGUGGGUUACCGUGUGUGUGUGUGUGUGUGUGUUCACACGCAUGUGUGCUCGGUAGCCAAUUGACCACUGAAUUACGGUGAGGUGUAUUUUACAAAGUCUGAAUGUUUUUCUGGUGGCUAGCUCCCCCCC